Molecule: messenger RNA, 836 nt
Organism: Tupaia belangeri chinensis (Chinese tree shrew)
Lineage: Eukaryota; Metazoa; Chordata; Mammalia; Scandentia; Tupaiidae
Product: eotaxin
Exons: 3
Coding region: 153-446 (97 amino acids)
Biological process (GO): chemokine-mediated signaling pathway; inflammatory response; eosinophil chemotaxis
Cellular component (GO): extracellular region
Molecular function (GO): chemokine activity; CCR chemokine receptor binding
Source: RefSeq, a predicted model, not a curated record
GGAACCCUCUUCUUCAUGACCUGAUCUUGACCCUCCUCCCAGCAAAGGCUUCCCUGGAAGCUCUUACACACUCUCCGCUCCUUUAAAAGUCAGAGGAGCGGAGAGACUGAGAUCAACCCAGAAACCUCCAGCUCUCCUCAUCACCCUUCACCAUGAAGAUCUCUGCAGCAAUCCUGUGCCUGCUGCUCACAGCCAUUUCCUUCAGCUCCCAGGUAUUUGCUGAGCCAGCUUUCAUCCCAACCAGCUGCUGUUUUAAUGUGGCCAGUCGGAAGAUCUCCAUUCAGAAACUGGAGAGCUACAGACAAGUCAGUGGCAGCAAAUGUCCUCGCAAAGCUGUGAUCUUCAAGACAAAACUGGGCAAAGAGAUCUGUGCUGACCCCCAGGAGAGGUGGGUCCAGGCGUCUGUGAAGUACCUGAACCAAAAACUACAAACUCCAAAUCUAUAAAUGUCCACCUUUCUUAAAAGAGCCUGAACAAUGCUUGAUUAAUUUUCCCUACCUGAUAUGUGUUCUGAAACGUCAUCAUUCAAAAAAAUCCAUUUUAUGUAAUAAUUUUUUUAAAAAAAAGAUGGUAUGUAAGUUGAUGCUUUUAAACUUCUCUUUCCAAUGUCAGUUCUUUAUAAUAUGUAAAUCUUUGAACAAGCACACUUGACCUCUGUGAGAUGCAAUUCAAACCCUGCCAAGUGGGGGCAAUGUUACCCCUCUCCUCCUUACCUCCCUGGAGCUUUAUGAGGGUCAUGGCAGAGAUCAUCAGUUCAAAAAUGUUUUUGUAUUCUUAGGAAGAAUUUAUCUUGUGCACCCAAGGUGUGACUCAUAAUGUUAAAUGAAAAUAAAAGU